UCAUACCAAAAAAGUCUUUCACCUAAAAGAAAAAAGAGGAAAAAGCUAUCAAAAUUACUAGGAAAAAAGCCAUGGAUUCCAUCGGUGGAUUUCACGAGGUGCAAAACGAUGAUAGGCUAUCUCAGCUGGUAUAUUAUCACUCAAUAUACCAACCCAUACCAAAAACCAAAAAACCAACCUCGUUCGAUAAAGCAGCAAGCCGCGACCACCCUUCUCAACCCCUUUUCUUAUGUCCUCUUCUACGAAUUGUAAAAGAUGACUCCGAUUCUCACACUUAUAAAGUUAGUUAUUCCCCGGAAUACGUCAGCUCUACAACAAGAAGUGAUAAGUCUUAUGAAGAUCCACUAUUCCCUCUGUUUUGGUGCAACAAUAAAGAAUUUGAUGCCGAUGGUGGGUGUGACAUAUGCAGCGGCUCAAAUUUUGGCACAGACUAUUAUUUCUGUGUCAAAUGUGAUAAAGUUUUCCACAAAGAAUGCGUCCAAUCUCCAUUUAAAAUCAAACACCCUUACCAUUCUGAGCAUUUUCUCCAAAUUUCCUACCGUCAUCCUAGUUCUCCCGAUAUAAAGUGUUUAUGUUGUCGAAGAAGAGCAACUGACCUGGUAUAUUAUUGUACCAUAUGUGAUGUUGUUAUGCAUACAGUCUGUGCCAUGAAGUCGAUACCUUUGGGAGGAUUUCAUGAAGUGGAAAACGAUAGUAUACUAUCUCAGCUUGUAUAUCAUCACCCGAAAUACCAACCCAUACCACAAACACACAGCCCAACCUCCGACGAUGAAGCACCCAGCCACAACCACACUUCUCAACCACUUUUUUUAUGUCCUUAUCCACGAUGUACAAAAAAAACAUCCAACUCUAUCACUUAUGAGGUUAGUUAUUCCCCUGAAUAUAUCUCUACAAAAAUAACUGAUGAAGAUCAUUCAGUACUCCCGUUAUUUUGGUGCAACAAUCAAGUCUUCGAUGUUAAUGGUGGGUGCCAGAUAUGCGGGGGUUCAAAUUCUGGCACAGACUAUUAUUUUUGUGAACUCUCUUCUCAAAUUUACCACAAAGAAUGCGUCCAAUCUCCAUUUAUAAUCAAUCACCCUUAUCAUCCCGAGCAUUCUCUACAACUCUCUUAUCGUGAGGCUAGUGCUCCUAGUAUUGAGUGUUCAUGUUGUGGACGAAGAGCAAUAAAUCUGGUGUAUUCUUGUACUACAUGUGAUGCUGUAAUGCAUACAAUCUGUGCGAUGAAGUCAAUACCCUUCGUUGUAGACCAACCAAAAACUCAUGACCAUGCCCUCACAUUUUUUCCCAGACAAGCUUCCUUAACUUGCAACGUAUGUGGUUUCCUCAGAAAAAACCAUCCCACCUACGUUUGUCUCAGAUGUAACUUUGUUGCUCAUAAAGAUUGUAUGUAUUCUCCACGCAUCAUCAAGAUUUCACGUCACCACCAUCGCAUCUCCUACAUUUCUUCUCUCCCGUCUGAAGAAUGGUCUUGUGGAGUUUGUCGUAAAAGCAUCGACGAUGAUUAUAGUGCAUAUACUUGUGACAAAUGUGAUGAUUAUGCUGUUCACGUAAGAUGUGCUCUACGGCAAGAUGUGUGGGAUGGAGUUGAACUCGAAGAUGUACCAGAACAAGAAGAUAUAACACAAGAUGUUGGGCCGUUCGAGAUUAUAUUUGAAGGAGUGAUACUUCAUUUUCUUCAUGACCACUAUCUUCAGCUCGUCGUUAGCAUAAUUUGUGAUGAGAACAAGUUUUGCCAAGUGUGUGUUAUGCCUAUCUUUGAAGGUAAAUUCUAUUCUUGUAUGGAGUGUGAAUUCAUCCUCCAUGAAACAUGCGCACAAUCUCCCCGCAGAAUACAACAUGUGUUACAUCCUCAUCCACUUGAAUUGAUUCCAAUGAGUAGUAGUAAAUAUGGUAAGGAUAACUUCUACUGUGAUGCAUGUUACCGUUAUUGUGGCGACUUUAUGUAUUCAUGUCCUGUAGCGGAAUGUGAUUUCGGUGUAGAUGUAAGGUGUGCUGCAAUAUCUGAGCCAUUUGAUUUCCAGGGUCAUGAACAUCCCUUGUUCCUAGCUUUACACCCAAACGUCAAGCCAAUAUGUGAGGUUUGUAAAUCAGAAUGUUAUAAACAAUUUAAUUGCAUCAAAUGCGAUUUCAUUGUUUGUAUCAAGUGUGCUACCUUACCAUACAAAGCAAGGUAUAAGCACGACAAACACUUUCUUAAACUUUUAUGGGGGAAAGAGGUGUGUGAAAAAGAUUGGUGUGAAGUCUGCGAGCGUAAUUUGAGAGACACAAACACAAAAUUCUUCUAUUGGUGCAACGUUUGCUGCACUACUCUUCACACUGCCUGCUUGUUUGAUGACGACCUUUACCUUAAACCUGGUCAAAUUUUGGAUGUAAGAGAAGGGAAUGAGGUGAAACAAGUCAAAGUUCUUGCAAGAAGGAACCUUUCUCGACCACUAUGUGAUUCUUGUGAGUACACUUGCCAGGGCAGACUAUUUACGAUAGACAACAUCACAACAUGUUCUAUGAAAUGUGCUCGUAAUAUUAUAUAAAUUAUCUUUCUAGCUAUAUCAAUGUUAUUUUGUAUUUUGUUUUCUUUUGUUAUCAAAGAUAUAAUUUGUAUCUUCUUUAAUUCAUAUAUCAGAC
Camelina sativa (false flax) is the source of this 2622-nucleotide messenger RNA. The record is from RefSeq and is a predicted model, not a curated record. NCBI's taxonomy places the organism in Eukaryota, Viridiplantae, Streptophyta, Magnoliopsida, Brassicales, Brassicaceae.